UUUCGGCGUCACUAUCGCUUUUUGGGAUUGAUUGUAACGCCCUCGUUGAGAAAUUUUCGAAGUAGCUUCAUUCAACCAUUCAGUCAUGCCUCCAGACAAAAAAGUGAAAAACAAAAAUGUUGUGCAAACAUAUAUAACUGACUCUACAAUGAUUACAGUAAACAGCACACCUGAAGAGGAGCCUGACAAUGGUGUCACAUAUUUUGUUGAUGAAGAAGGACGUUAUUAUUAUCAGCCAGCAGGUGACAAUCAGAGUAUUGUCUCCUUGCCCACUACAGUUACUAAUGAAAAUGAGGGAAUGGCUGAAGGACAAAUGCUAGUAGAUAGUGAAGGGUAUCAAACUGUAGCUCUGGUACCAUCUGAGACUAGUACUGGAGAAGUGAGCUAUGUUUUGGUAGUACAAGAGGAUAGCAAAACUGAUGUAAAAAUUGGUAUCAAGAUGGAUGAGGAUAAGCUACAAGAAGAUGAGGAUAAGGGGAAUGAAGAUGUUUACACUUUUGAAGAUGAUGAAGAAGGCGGUGAGGAGGCAUCAGGUGAAGAUGAAGAAACAACUGGCAAAGUAAAACCUACACCAAACACUAAACGAAAGUAUUUGCGACCACAUUUUACCUGUACUUUUUGCAGCUACACAAGUCAUAGACGCUAUUUACUCCUACGGCAUAUGAAAUCUCAUUCGGAGGAGCGUCCACAUAAAUGUGGGGUGUGUGAACGAGGCUUUAAGACUAUCGCUUCACUACAGAAUCAUGUGAACAUGCACAAUGGCGUAAAACCUCAUGUUUGCAAGUACUGCAACAGUCCCUUCACUACAUCAGGUGAAUUGGUUCGUCAUGUCCGCUACAAGCAUACUCAUGAGAAGCCUCACAAGUGUACGGAAUGUGAUUAUGCUUCUGUUGAAUUGUCCAAACUACGACGACAUGUCCGUUGUCAUACUGGCGAGCGUCCUUAUCAGUGUCCAAAUUGCACGUACGCAUCUCCGGAUACUUUCAAGUUGAAACGGCAUUUGCGUACCCACACUGGCGAGAAACCUUAUAAAUGCGAUGAUUGCAACAUGUGCUUCACUCAAUCCAAUUCACUCAAAGCACACAAAUUAAUACAUAACAUUUCAGAGAAGCCUGUGUAUGCAUGUGAAUUAUGUCCAGCAAAGUGUGGUCGUAAGACAGAUCUGCGGGUUCAUGUUCAAAAACUUCACACUUCUGACAAGCCUCUAAAAUGCAAUCGCUGUGGAAAAACCUUCCCAGAUAGAUAUUCCUGCAAAGUGCACAAUAAGACUCACGAAGGUGAAAAAUGCUUCAAAUGCGACUUGUGCCCAUACGCCUCGACUACCAUGAGGCACCUCAAAUCUCACAUGUUGAAGCAUACUGAUCAAAAACCAUUUGAUUGCGACGAGUGCGAUCAAUCUUUCAGGCAAAAGCAAUUACUACGACGGCAUCAAAACCUCUAUCACAACCCUAACUACGUUCCAAAGCCUCCCAAAGAGAAAACUCACACUUGUCAUGAAUGCCAGCGCACUUUUGCACAUAAAGGCAACCUUAUUCGACACUUGGCUGUACAUGACCCUGAAUCAGGCCAUCAAGAACGUGCAUUGGAACUUAAACUUGGCCGCCAGAGAAGAAUCAAAUAUGUAGAAGAUGGUGUACAGACUCGUGAAGAUGACAAUGAACCAACCGUAGAACGUGAACAGUUGAUGAAUGAAUUGCGACGCGGUGAGCUCGUAACUGUGACCGACGGCGAUCAUCAUCAAUACGUAGUGCUUGAGGUGAUACAACUAGAGGAUGGCACCGAACAAGUGGCCGUCGUCGCACCUGACUAUGUGGACGAUCAAGAAGAAGAGGAAGAAGAAGAAGGUGAAAUAGAAAAGAAAUAUAUAACAGAAGAGCAAAUAAAGAUGAAACGGCAACCUGAAUCUGAGAACAGAAUUAAACUAGAGAAAGAUGUAGAGUCCUGCUUUGGAUUUGAUGAGGAAGAUGAAACUGAACAAAAUGAAACAACCUACAAUGAUAAAGUAGUACUUCGUCUCGUUUAGUCAACAGCAGACGUGUGUUUACACACACAGAUUACUUAGUGGUGUUAAGGCUAUUUGCACCAGAUCACUAUAGUCAUGUACUUAGUAUUAGCUGCAUCGGGCUUGGCGCGAUUGGCUGGUAAUUCUGCAGCAGAUUGUACUAUGUUAAGGACAAAAAAAGUGAGUUCCAUAUAAGCAGAUUUAUAUUCAUACAGUGUGUACAGAUGAUUGAGCUUUUGUAGAAGCCUUUAGCCUAACCAAUGUUCCUUACGAGUAGUAAGUGUAAAGAAGUAGCAUAAGUUGACACAACAUUCUAGCAUAGUUUUAUGGUAUCCUAGUUUCAAUAGUAUUGUGACAUAUAUUUUAGACUGGGAAAUAAUUUCACUGUAAUUACUCGUUAAAUUGUAUUUAUAUCAAAUACAAGAUGAAUUUUAAUAAAGUAUCU
Messenger RNA from Diatraea saccharalis (sugarcane borer), 2447 nucleotides. NCBI's taxonomy places the organism in Eukaryota, Metazoa, Arthropoda, Insecta, Lepidoptera, Crambidae. The record is from the annotation of a GenBank genome assembly.